AUGAUGCAUAGGGCGUCUCUGAACAUGCUCGCUUCUUCUAACGGUGGCCGCAAGAGGAAGGCGCCGGAAGGUCAUCGUGAAAUGACGCACUCGCCGCCGCCACAAGGGUUCCCCAUUACGCGGAAUCAGAGGGCGGGGGCGGGAGCGUGUUUCGGGGCGCCGGCACCGCGGUUCCCCACUCCGCAGCGGCAGAUGCCAUCUCCGCCGCGGCGGUUCUCCACUCCGCAGCGGCAGAUGCCAUCUCCGCCGCGGCGGUUCUCGACUCCGCAGCGGCAGAUGCCAUCUCCGCCGCGGCGGUUCCCCACUCCGCCUCAGCAGAUGAUGGCUCCGCCGCCACUGCCGCCGUUGAACCUGCAGUUGCAUCUUGAACAACCAGAAGCGUCGUCUUCCAGGGCGCCGGCACCGCUGUUACCCACUCCGCCGCCGUUGAACCUGCACUUCCGUCUUGAUCAGCCAGAAGAAGCGUCGUCGUCCAGGGCGCCGCCGCCCUAUUUUGACACCGUCCUUCGAUUAAGCGUCACGCCGCACGCGCAGCCCCAGACGGAGCAAGGCUUCAAGGAGGACGCUCCUCCGCCGGCUAACCCCAAUCUCCAUAAAGAUUUCAUCGAUCAAGCUCUCAAGCGUAAUAACGAUGGCGUAAGGGAAAUGCUAGAAGAAAUGUGCAAGCGGCAAUACGCGGCGGUGGUGACAGCGGCGGAGGAAAAAGCGGCGAAGAAGCUGAAGGAGAUGGACGAAGAAAUAGUGGAAGUGAGGACGAAGAACGGCGAACUGGAAGCCAUGCUUGCCAGUUAUAGAACUCAAGCUAUGGACAUGGCGGAGAGGCUCACGGCUCUUAAGGAAACCAACGCGGCUCUCAAUGCUGCCCUGCACGAGGCCACGCAUCGGAGGGGCAGCGGCGGCGGCGAUGGGGCGGCGGCGGCGGAGGAGGCACAGUCGUCGUCAUUGGACCCGGAUCAAAUGGUGGUGGUUAGAAUCAGUUGCAAAGUAUGCUGGAGAGGGCCUGCAACGAUGAUGGCAUGGCCGUGCCGCCAUCUUUGCAUGUGCAAUAACUGUGCGAGAACAACCAAUUGCUGCCCCAUUUGCAAUGCUACGUUCCAAGACGGCAUAGAAAUCAAAUUUUACUAA
Ipomoea nil (Japanese morning glory) is the source of this 1125-nucleotide messenger RNA. Its product is annotated as pollen-specific leucine-rich repeat extensin-like protein 1. Lineage: Eukaryota; Viridiplantae; Streptophyta; Magnoliopsida; Solanales; Convolvulaceae. The record is from RefSeq and is a predicted model, not a curated record. The coding region runs from base 1 to 1125 and encodes 374 amino acids. Gene Ontology annotation, molecular function: ubiquitin-protein transferase activity. The transcript is spliced from 2 exons.